Molecule: messenger RNA, 2429 nt
Organism: Chaetomium fimeti
Lineage: Eukaryota; Fungi; Ascomycota; Sordariomycetes; Sordariales; Chaetomiaceae
Product: P-loop containing nucleoside triphosphate hydrolase protein
Exons: 2
Coding region: 229-2232 (667 amino acids)
Cellular component (GO): intracellular anatomical structure; catalytic step 2 spliceosome
Molecular function (GO): RNA binding; helicase activity; ATP binding
Source: RefSeq, a predicted model, not a curated record
GCCACCGAGCCGCGAUCACAAAGACAUUGUUUUAACUAAUGAAAGCGGUAUGCACCCGGCUCAAACUUCAUUGCCACAUUCAUCUUCCUCGCAAAAUCGUAGUUGCGAGUGUGGAUUCAGAUUGAAAGGGAGCAUCUACUUGUACUACCAGGUAGUGGUUCAGUGGCCAAAAUACGACGACGUAAAGCUUUAAAUUCCAAAAACCUUGUCGUUGAGGCUUCUCGCACAAUGGCGGACUUUGACCUCGGGGCAGUAUUCAUCCCUGCCCUCCACAAGCCAGCAGAGCUUUUGGCCAUCGCGAAACACCGCAGGUCUCUCUUAUAUCUCAUUGAGACAUCCCCUGUAACCAUCGUUGUGGGCCAGACCGGCUCUGGCAAAAGCACUCAGAUUCCCCAGUUCCUCGAACGCGCUGGCUGGUGUGCUAAUGGGAAAAUCAUCGGCAUUACUCAGCCGCGCCGCGUUGCUGCCACAACGGUAGCGGUCAGGGUUGCCGAAGAGUUUGGAUGUGAAGUUGGGAAAGAGGUCGGCUACUCAAUACGUUUCGAAGAUGCCACUUCCGAGACCACCCGUAUCAAGUUCCUCACUGAUGGACUCCUCAUACGAGAAGCCCUGGUGGACCCCCUUCUCUCUCGUUACUCUGUAAUCAUGGUGGACGAAGCCCACGAGAGAUCCAUCAGCUCCGACAUUUUACUAGGGUUGCUAAAAAAGAUUCGCAAGAAGCGGCCAGACCUAAGAAUCAUCGUCAGUAGCGCAACCCUUCAAGCAGAAGAGUUCCGCGAUUUCUUCUCGGAACCAAAAGAAGAAACGGCGAACGACAAGGAGGAUGUAAAUAAUGCGUCCAUCGUCAGUUUGGAAGGGAGGACUUACCCGAUAGACAUCCUCUAUCUCGACUCAGCGGCCGAGGAUUAUCUCGAGAAAGCCGUCUCUACGGUUAUCGAUAUCCACGCAAACGAACCCAAGGGCGAUAUCCUUGUCUUCUUAACCGGGAGGGAGGAGAUUGAGCAGGCCGUCCAGGCCAUCUCGGAGCGAUCCGCCCAGCUCCCUCCGGGUUCUCAAGCCAUCCUGCCAUUGCCGCUCUAUGCUGGCCUGCCCACCGACCAGCAGAUGUAUGUGUUCGAAGAAGCACCCGAGAACUUCAGGAAAGUCAUAUUCUCUACCAACAUCUCCGAGGCAUCCGUGACGAUAGACGGUAUUGUCUACGUUGUGGACUCCGGUUUCGUCAAACUUCGCGCUUACGAUCCGAAGACGGGAAUUGAGAGUCUGACAGCAACGCCUGUUUCCAAAGCAUCUGCAGCGCAGCGAGCAGGACGGGCCGGCCGGACAAGGCCCGGCAAGUGCUUCCGAUUGUACACGGAAGAGGCAUAUCAAUCUCUCCCUGACGCCAAUAUCCCAGAGAUACAACGCUCAAAUCUCGCACCCUUCGUCCUCCAACUCAAGGCCCUGGGCAUAGAUAACGUCCUGAGGUUCGAUUUCCUCACGCCGCCCCCGGCGGAGCUGAUGAUCAGGGCGCUGGAGCUGCUCUACUCACUCGGGGCACUGGAUGAGUAUGCCAAACUCACCAAGCCCCUGGGCCAGCGGAUGGCUGAGCUGGCGGUUGAGCCUAUGAUGGCGAAGACACUUCUUUCGGCCCCUUCUUUCGGCUGCCUGAGCGAGAUCCUGACGAUAGCAGCCAUGACGAGUCUCGGUGGGAACAUCUGGAUCCAGCAUGAAGGUGAAAAGAAGAAAACAGAAAGCGCGAAACGAAAAUUUGCCGCGGAAGAAGGCGACCAUCUCACCCUUCUCAACGUCUACCAAGCGUUCGUGACAAAGGGCCGGAAAGAAUCCCGCUUCUGUCACGAAAACCUCCUCAAUUUCAAGUUGAUGGCGCGGGCGGUCAGUAUCCGGGCUCAGCUAAAACGGUAUCUCGAACGAUUCGGACUCAACGUCGACGAGUCUCUCGCGGCACAUACGACAUCAACGGCGAACAACAAAGCGGAGCAGAUACAGCGAUGCUUGACGGCAGGCUACUUCGCUCAUGCUGCGAGGAUGCAGCCAGACGGGACGUUCCGGAACGUUUCGGGGACGACGGUGCUUCACGCCCAUCCGAGCUCCAUCAUGUUCAACCGGAAAGCGGACUGGGUCAUGUUCCACGAGGUCAUGGAAACGGGGAACAAGACGUUCAUACGGGACAUUACUCGGAUCGAGAAGUCCUGGUUGUUGGAGUAUGCGCCGGAGUUUUACAAGACAAGCUAACGACGCCACGCUUUUCGGGAUCUGGUCAAGGGGUGAAACAUGAGUUUGGGACCACCAACUCAGGCUGGAGAUGAGUUUUCUUGGUGAAGACCAUGUCGUGGCCAUGGACAAUACCCACACUUUGUGUCUCCUGUUAGGUACCUGCCGAGCUCAAAGCUCGCGUGCCACUGAUACUGUCGGGUAGGGCCGUUGCGGGU